Messenger RNA from Aphanomyces invadans, 933 nucleotides. RefSeq lists its product as hypothetical. The coding region runs from base 1 to 933 and encodes 310 amino acids. The transcript has a single exon. The record is from RefSeq and is a predicted model, not a curated record. NCBI's taxonomy places the organism in Eukaryota, Oomycota, Saprolegniomycetes, Saprolegniales, Verrucalvaceae.
AUGGCGUACAACAUUUACAUCAGCCAAACGAAUGAACUAACAGCCAAUCGGGUGCGUCAGUUUAUCAUGCCUGUGCGCGCGUGCAUCGAGCCUGUGACGAAGCAACGCAUCGCUAAAUGGGACAUGGGCAAGGACCCAGAGGAUGUGACGGAAGAUGAAUGGAUCGCAUGGUUCAUGCUGGCGUACCAGGUGGACCCACGAGCGCUAGACUCCUUGAAGAAACAGAUCAGAGCGGCGGCAGUUUUCGGCAUGUCCAUCACCGACGCCGAUUCGCGCAUCGGUCGCAUGCUGGACGGCAUGUCAGUGGCUAUACGCCGCGACCGUCAAGAUUGCGUGAUUCGGGAAGAGAGCACUGCGAUCGUCAAGAUUAUUGUGGAUGCCAUCAAGCCAUCGACAUUGCACCGCGCGGUGACGGAGCACAUAUCGUUGGCACGGAACAAGGCGUUGAAAAACGAUGUAUACCGCUUUGUGCGAUGGCUGCGCGAGUUUGCAAUCGGUCACGCACGUUACGUUGGUUACGAAGAAGAAUUGAAACCGAGCGCCACUCACGACGCGCCAAAAGCGGCACAAGGCGCCAAAGGAGCCUCAAGACCGGGUGUACCCUUGUCGAGGCGGCAGACAGUGAUCUCAAGCUCGACGCCGGCCGUCACGCCCGAGUUCCCCCAAGGUGGUUGCCUGAAGUACAAGUCACCAGACCAUAGAGUGCAGAACAGUCCUGCGGUGACCAAGGACGAAGCAAUAGUCCUGCUGAAGAGCCAUGCCAAAACCCUGGCACAACGGCGCGGAGACACCACGAAGGGAAGGAAGCCCCAAGAUGGUCGAUUGGCCACGAUUCGCAACGCGACCGUUAAAUCGGGUCGAGAAACUUUGCUUACUGUGGUAGACGGCGUCGUGCCAGUGUGCGCAUCACUGCUAGACUCCGGGCAGAUCUAA